AUGAGCAUUUUGAAGAGUUCUGUGUUUCAAGUAUUCUUCUUUAUAAAUUACAUCUACUGCGAAGAAUUUAAUCUAUAUGGAGAGGCAGGACAGGCCUAUGCAUUAGUUAUUAACAUAGGGCAUCCUCCUCAGAAGCUCCAUGUAUUAGUUGAUACAGGAAGCACUACAUUAGCAAUUGCUGCAUAUGCAAGAAAAGACAGUAACAUAUACUUUCACAAAGAAAAUUCAACAAGCUUAUAUAAUAGUGGUAAAGAGGUGCAAGCCAAGUAUUCCCAAGGAACAUGGUCUGGAACACUUGCUUCAGACUUCAUACAGUUCCCCACAUUGCCGACAGUACCGGAAGUGAGAAGUGAUUUGGCUCUUAUCACAAAAAGUUAUAAAUUCUUUAUGAACGGAUCGGGGUGGCAGGGUCUGCUGGGUCUGGCGUACCUGCCGGUGGCGGCGUGGGGCGACAGCGUGGUGGUGGGCUCGUGGCUGGACUUCGCGGAGAAGGUGAACGGGAGGCCUCUGUCCUUCGAGCUGAAGCUGUGCGGCUCGACGAGUCCAGUCAACGCCACUCACUAUGGGAACUUGAGAAUGUUCGUUAAUAAGAAAUCGACCAUAAUAUGGCAAUAUUAUGAGAUUGAUAAACUGGCCGAGUGUUUGUUGUGUAACAACAAGAUAUCAAGAGGCGGAGAAGGAAAGAAAGGAACUACAACUUCUUUAAAAAAUCAUCUUAGAACGAAACAUGCUGAGGUACUCCUCUACUUUAACUGA
This is a messenger RNA of Pieris macdunnoughi, 756 nucleotides long. The record is from the annotation of a GenBank genome assembly. Lineage: Eukaryota; Metazoa; Arthropoda; Insecta; Lepidoptera; Pieridae.